UUUAUUUUUGUGCCAUCGUCUGCAUUUGUUGUGUAAUGUUUGAUGUGCAGUUUGUUUCUAUUAUGUAACAAGUAUUAAAUUAAAAUACUAGUGGUUGGUGAUCAAAUAACAAAGAAUGAAGAACAUAAUAAUGAUGAGAAGUUUAUACAGAAUUAAUUCAACCUUUUUAACAACGCACAGUCAUCCUCAUCAAUCGGGAAAAAUUCUGACCGGUUUUCGAUGCCUUCAUCAACAAGAUGUUUCACCAACUGAAUCACGAACCAAGAUGUUCGCCUGGCAGAUGCAUUCUUACGGUGGUAAUGAUCAGCUAACCUUGUCCGCAACUAACAGAAUUCCUACGAUUAAAAAUCCAAAUGAUAUUCUAGUUGAGGUGCAUGCAGCAAGUGUCAAUCCGAUAGAUAUAAGAAUGAGAGGUGGUUAUGGUCAGAGGAUUUUGAAUAUAAUGAGAAAUCAGGGUCUAUUAAACACAAGAUCUGAGUUUCCUCUGACUCUGGGCAGAGAUUUCUCUGGUAUCGUUGUAGAAUCUGGAAGAAAUGUUAAAAAAUAUAAACCUGGGGAUGAGGUUUAUGGUGUUUUAGGACCCCAGAGACAAGGAUCACAUGCUGAAUAUACAAUAUCUUCUGAAAGAGAGAUGGCGCAUAAACCAAGACAUUUGUCUCAUGUAGAAGCUGCAUCAAUACCAUAUGUAGCGUUAACUAAUUGGUCUGCGAUCUACACGGCAGGUCGUCUCACAUCUAAUAAUACACCUGGAAAAAGGAUUUUGGUGUUAGCUGGUUCAGGAGGUAUUGGAACAUUUGCUAUUCAGUUAUUGAAGGCCUGGGGUGGUGAAAUUGUUACAACUUGUAGUGGUGAUGCAUCUGAACAACUUCUACAACUUGGAGCAGAUUAUACAAUAGAUUAUAAACAACAAGAUGUUCUAACAGAACUCGCUAAAUUACCACGGUUUGAUUUUAUCCUAGAUCCAUUAGGAGGAGAAAAAGGCGAACAGUAUUCACAGUUUUUAAAAUCUUGGCAAAAUGCUAAGUUUGUCAGUAUAGCUCCACCAUUUUUAACAAAUUUUGAUAAUUAUGGAAUCUUGCCAGGUUUAGUUAAAAAUAUUGGUGAUUUGGGUUGCAGUGCAUUAAAGGGAGCUAAAGAUGGUAAAAUAAUAAGAUGGGCAGUGUUUGCUCCGUCAGAACAAGGAUUGAAAAAAAUAACAGAUCUCAUUAUCUCUAGACAGAUUCAUCCAGUCGUGGAAAAAGUUUUUGAAUUAGAAGAUCUUCCAUCGGCAUAUGAGAAAAUAGAAAGUGGCCAUUCUAGGGGAAAAACUGUAAUUAAAAUGAAAUGAAUGAAAGAACAAUUUAAAAGUGACAUUAAGACUACUGCAACUGUGUUAAGAGAAAUUGUGACUUAUCCUUAUUAGUCUGUAGUUUAGAUGAGAUCUGUUUCAGCUAUGAGGAUUGGAUGUCGUGGUUUCAGUCCAAUGGACAGACUAGGAUCCCCUGUCUCACCUUGUGGAUUUUCUUAAGGUCCUUAUAGAAAUGGUUCCACUACUGAUGUCUUCCGUCUUACUCCAGCCACAGUAGUGGAUCGUUCUAAGCAUUUCCUUUGAGCAAGAUUUUUAGUCAAAUGACUACAAAAAUGUUAUUGACCUAUAGUUCCCUUAAUUUCCACAUAAACUGACCCCAAACCGUACAGCACAUGGCUUAACAUAUAAUACACCAAUUCCCAUUAAAAUAAAGGUGAAGUCUUACCGCAUAAUUAUAUGAUAAAAUUACUUAUUUCAAUGUAAACUGUAAUGAUAUGUGUUGACAGCUGUGUUUGAAUCUAUUUGUACUUACGUUAUGCCUCUUAGACUGUAUCAAUUGUAGAGCUAAGCACAGUUUAACG
Patella vulgata (common limpet) is the source of this 1869-nucleotide messenger RNA. Its product is annotated as reticulon-4-interacting protein 1 homolog, mitochondrial. The record is from RefSeq and is a predicted model, not a curated record. The transcript is spliced from 10 exons. Gene Ontology annotation, cellular component: mitochondrion. Gene Ontology annotation, molecular function: zinc ion binding; oxidoreductase activity. NCBI's taxonomy places the organism in Eukaryota, Metazoa, Mollusca, Gastropoda, Patellidae. The coding region runs from base 116 to 1327 and encodes 403 amino acids.